GUCCCGCAAUAAUCGCAGCAGUGGACUAGAUGCGGUGGUGAGACGGAGGUCUACAGUAUUUGCGGGUGCUAAGGUGAACCAACGAACGAGGUGUUCGUUUGCCUGAGCCUCGCGACAGACCUGAGCAGUCGCCAUUAGAGCUUCCCAAACGCACAGCUUUGCGAUCAGCCGAAUAAACAGCACCGCCGCGGCGACGGCAACCUUCGCGCAAGGUUAACCCGCGAUCUCCCACACACACUCACUCUCCCAAACGUUAUCCGCUCUAAGAGCACGCGCUACGCCAUGGCGUGUCGCGGGCAUGGCAGCACGCGGGUCGUCUUCCACGCAAACUCGCUACUACUAGUCGCUAUCUUGGCUCUAGCGCCAUGGACCGAGAAGCCAGAAGGCACUAGGAACGGAAUCAGGCUAGCUAUGGGGCAGGCGGAGAGUCCGCUGAUUGGUCAGGGCAUGGACCCGUACACGUCGAACGUGGUGUCCGAGCCCGUGCCCGUGUACCUCUCCGUCAUGCUGCGGAAGCUCAUUGCCGUCGACGAGCUCAAGUACAGCUACAGCGCGUACUUCCAGGUCGUCACGUCGUGGCGCGAUCCCCGAGUGAACGACACGCUGGGCGUGUGGAAGGUGGUGGACCAGUUGAGCCCGGACCUGGUGGCGGGCGCCAUGAGCGGGUGCAAGCCCAACGUGACGUUCGCCGGGUACAACAUCAGCCAGAAGGAAGACUGCCUGGGCGGCCUCAGCCAGACGGGUCUGCCGCAGCUGAAGGACUGCAAGAAGCCGUGCACGCCGGUGGGCACGCGGUGCUGCGACGGCGUGUGGCUGCCGUCGCUCAACAUCCCCAACGUCAUCUUCUUCCCGCAGGACCGCUACUCCACCGAGAGCAUCUACUUCUUUGGCGACAUCAACAACGACAUGAGCGCGGUGGACCGAGAGGUCGUCGUGGAAGGCGAGUUCUCCUCUCCUUUCAACUUCCAGCGCUUUCCCUUUGACUCCCAAGACCUGCGGUUCACAGUGACGGUGGAGAGCGGGAGCAUCUACCUGGUGUCGAGCAACUCGGGGCGGCAGCAGGAGCAGGCGUCAAAGGGGCUCAGCGGGGGCGGCGGGGGCGGCUUCUCCACGGACGAGGUGACAGGGUGGAAGAUCGACCGCGUGGGGCUCAACUGCUCCGCGGCCUCCUCCAACACCGCUGUCUCAGAUCUUGCCACCUAUGCUAAAGUACCAUCAGCAGCAUGUUAUAUUGACGACGUGUUGAUCUACAGCAAGAGUGAGGAGGAACAUGCAGAGCAUCUGAGAGCAACACUUGACGCGAUAGCAGCCGCGGGACUAACCUGUCAUCCGGAGAAGUGCAAGAUAGCUAGUAGGGCCAUUGGGUACCUGGGAUUUGAAGUUCAAGGAGGAAAAAUGGGUAUCCAGGAGGCGAAGGUGGCAGUGCUUGAUAAGCUGAGGGCACCGAAAGGCAAGGGAGCACUGAGAGCACUCCUGGGAUUCUUGAACUACUAUCGACGCUUCAUCCCCAAUUUCAGCAAGAGAGCUCACAGGCUGAACCAGCUGCUGAGGGAGGGGCAAGCCUGGAAGUGGGGACCAGAGGAGGAGCAGGCGAGAAGGGAUCUGCUCGAGGCUAUCAAAGCAGGAACGGUGCUGCAGCUGCUAAAGAGAGACGCACCGUUCACGCUUUACACGGACUGGAGCAGCAUGGGCAUGGGAGCUGUAUUGUGUCAAGAGGUGGAGGGAGAAGAGCGAGUGGUGGCCUAUGCCAAUCGAAGCUGCAUAGCAACAGAAGCCAACUACAGUUCCUACGAAGGGGAAGGACUGGCAGCUGUAUGGGGAGUAACACACUUCAGGGCCUACCUGCAAGGGCAGAGAUUCACGCUGAUAACAGAUCACCAGCCACUCUUGUGGCUGAUGACCAACCGAUCUCUGACGGGGCGGAAUGCACGGUGGGCGAUGCGACUGCAAGAGUACGACUUCCUUAUCAAACAUCGCGCAGGAAAGACGCUACAGCAUGCGGACGGGCUUGGGGAAGAGGCAGAGGAUCCCUGGGCGCAGGUGAGCAGCAAUGGGGCGCCGGAGGACCCGUCAAAGCCCACCACGUGUGUGUUUGUCAUCACCAUCUCGCGCACCAGCCCCGUCUACGUCCUCUCGGUGAUUCUGCCGGUGAUGCUGAGCGUGUAUCUGACCUUCUCGGUGUUUUUCGCUAAGCCCGAGGACCUGGAGCUCCGCUCUGCCACGUGUGUGACGCUCUUCCUCGCCCUCGCUGCCGUGCAGUUCGUCAUCGACAGCCAGCUGCCGCGCACGUCGAGCAUAACGCAGUUUGGGUACCUGGUGAUCACGUCCUACAUCUUCAUCAUGCUCGCCACCAUCGAGUCCGUCGUCGUCUUCUGGCUUGCCGAGCGGAUAGAGAAGGACGUGGUAAAGGAAGUGAGCAAGCGCUUUGGGUCGCACCGCCCCGCGCUGCCGGCCACGGCAACCGCGCACGACGCCUACAACACGCUCUCCGUGGAGCUCAUGAAGGCGCAGCCGCCGCCCGGCGCCGCUGCCGCCCGGGGAGAGGAGGGCGGGAGUGAGGCUAGUGCGGAGGAGCGGGAGGAGCUGCGGGCGAAACAGGCGGAGAUGGGUGAUGGGGCGGGGGUGGGGGCGGGGCCUGCAGAAGCGCACGAAACCCCAGGCAGAAAGAAGUGCGGCGGCAUAUGGCCUUGGGGAUGCCUUCAGCACAUUGGUUAUCGUUACAAGCCCAGGACAGAGGGGCACGAGGAUGAGGUUAACUAUAAGCUUGCUGUGACGAUUGACGCGGUUUGCGCCUUUGUUUUCUUCACUGUGUACACCAUAGUAUGCAUUGUCUUGUAUGCUCGUUGAUGUGAUUCCCGCUGUAGUAUGACGGUGCAUGCUUGCAGUACCGUACAUACAGUCCUUGCUGUUAAAUUAUAUAUUUUAUAUAUAUCAUUGUAUGCUUGGUUGGUGCUAUUGGAUCCUAUUGUAGAGGGU
Messenger RNA from Closterium sp. NIES-67, 2976 nucleotides. NCBI's taxonomy places the organism in Eukaryota, Viridiplantae, Streptophyta, Zygnematophyceae, Desmidiales, Closteriaceae. The record is from the annotation of a GenBank genome assembly.